AGACAUCGAAGUGUACUCGCCCCGCUUUCAAUCUUGAACGCCUUCUCGCUGCGUGCACCAGUAGCCAUCGUUCUCUCUUGUAAAGCAAAACGAGCUACCACACGAAUUACGAAGAAGAGAGGAAGGAGGGCCAUGUAUCGAUGCCAGUCUGCACACAAGCUCGUGGAGCUCGAUGCACGCUUUCACCUCUUCGCGCGAUUCCACCCCCACACCGUCGUCGACCUCGCUGCGGCGCCGGGUGGCUUUGCGCAGGUGGCGCUUGAGCGGAUGCAGAGCGCGGCGCCGCAAGCACCGUCCUCCUCACCCGUGAUAGAACCACCUCCCAUGGUCAUUGCCGUGGACCAGCGACCCAUUCAGCCGCUUCCUGGUUUGGUGACGGUGCGGGGAAACAUCCUUCAGCAUCAGCAGAUGCUCCAAUCCGUCCAGCGCACACUCCACCCGACACCGUCGAGGUCGAGCGCCGCUGCGGACGUGGGCCCGCCGAGAACGGUCGACAUGGUCCUCCACGACGGCGUCUCUGUCGUGAAGGGCCAGCACGCCUUCUCCGUCACGUACGCGCAGAACCAAAUGGCGCUGAGUACGCUGCUGUUGGCGAGUAAAAUGUUUCUCCAGUUCGGUCCAGCACACGACAAGGGUGAGACACGAAAGGGCAAUCGAACCGAACGGGAGAUGAAACCGCAUACCGAUUCACCGUCCUCUUCAAAUGCCACGACGCCCGGCAAUCGUACGGCACCCUCAGCGCACCCAACUUCCGCUACGCUGCCGGUGUGCUUCGUGUCCAAGCUUCUUCGCUCCUUGCACUCCGCACAAGUGGUAGCAGCCACCAGCGCCCUCUUCCGUUAUGUGUCAGUCGUGAAGCCGCAGGCCUCGCGGGCGGAGAGUCAGGAGACGUAUAUCGUGGCGAUGCACUUCCAGCCGCACCGCUGGCAGCAACUCGUGAACUUCGAGCGACAUCACGGUCAUCGCGAAGCGGAGACGAGAGAGAGGUCGAGGAGCAAAUGGAUGCCGAAGCGCCACUCAUUGGAGAUCAAUCCCUCGCUGUUUAGCAUGCCCCCUGCGGUGGAAGACUGCGGAGAUGCGCGUCGUAUGGUGUGGAGCUGUCUGGGCUGUGGGCGGACCUGCAUGGGAGUGCAGCCGUGUGUUCAGUGCGGUGCGUUUGCCUCUGCCAGCCGUGCCGGCUGUCAUCGCGGGACCUAA
Molecule: messenger RNA, 1197 nt
Organism: Leptomonas pyrrhocoris
Lineage: Eukaryota; Euglenozoa; Kinetoplastea; Trypanosomatida; Trypanosomatidae
Exons: 1
Coding region: 133-1197 (354 amino acids)
Biological process (GO): maturation of 5.8S rRNA from tricistronic rRNA transcript (SSU-rRNA, 5.8S rRNA, LSU-rRNA); maturation of LSU-rRNA from tricistronic rRNA transcript (SSU-rRNA, 5.8S rRNA, LSU-rRNA); rRNA methylation
Cellular component (GO): preribosome, large subunit precursor; nucleolus
Molecular function (GO): rRNA (uridine-2'-O-ribose)-methyltransferase activity; rRNA (guanine) methyltransferase activity
Source: RefSeq, a predicted model, not a curated record